CUGUUUUGGGUACAGAGGUAAAGGAGACAGACAUUGUCCUCCCUUAAAGGACUGAGGGUGGGAGAGGGUGGCAUUAAAUCAGCCUGAUAAAUAAAGAAGAUACUGAGGUGGUCGGAAAAGACCCUGCCUGUGGAGAAAGAGAGGCUACAAGCAAAGUAGGGGUGAGGAAGGACAGCAAAAGACACAGGCCCUGAGGAGAUGUGAGCCCUUCCCAACAGCAGGAGGCCAACUGACUGCUUUUCCUCUGCUUCUGACUCCUAGCCCAGGGCAAGGUUUGUCCUCUGUCCUGCCUGGGCUACAGGCAAGUUCCUCUAAAGUUAUAGCUCUCUUGUCCAUCCCUUCCCCCUCCUUCUCUUUUGUCAGUUGUAUUUUGAGCCAGGGUCUCACUCUGUAGUAGGCCCAGAUGAGCUGGACUCUUUAGGUAGGCCAGAUUGACCUCAAACUCCUAUAAUCCUCCUGCCUCAGCCUCCCAAAUGUUAGGGUUACAAGCCUGGCUCCCCCCCCUCCUUGUCGGCUGCUGAUAAGUCCUUUCUCUCAUCCUCCCCUGGCGUGGCCCCUCACCUCUUGCUGUCUUUUCCUCUGAAUGGUGUGAGGAGGGGGCACUUUCUCUUCCCCACCCCACCCCCCAAAAAGCCUGUUCCCCUUUCCUGCAGCCCUGGGGCGGGGUUGCGUGGGGGAGGAGGGAAGUUGGCAACAGGAAGUGCGGAGAAGAGCAAAGAAGGCUGUGAGGGGAGAAUUUUUAAAAAACAGCCAGGGACUGGGGUUUCUAGCCCUGUACCAGGGUCACCCUGGCCCGGAGCCAAAGGUCAGAAGAAAGAAAACACAGUGAGAAUUGCUGAACUGUUGAGGUACCAUCUGGAUGUUACUUUGUCUCCCCUAAACCCAGAAACCGGGCUCCAUGGAGCAGACAGAGACUCUGAUUAGGAACAGUGGGGCCUCGCAACCUCAGGAAUGGCUUGAUGGACAGGGUUUACCAAGCCUCAGCCGGAGCAGGAGCAGCCCCUGGGGAGACCUGCCAGACCAGCCAGCAGCCCUGCAUUCCUGUCAGCCACAGCUGGAUGACCCCCACGAGGAAAAGUCAGGUCUGAUCAACAUGACCAAGAUUGCUCAAGGAGGGCGCAAACUCAGGAAGAACUGGGGCCCGGCUUGGGUGGUGUUAACUGGUAACAGCCUUGUGUUCUACCGAGAGCGGCCGCCGCAGUCUGCGCCGUCCCAAGGCUGGGCGCCGGCAGGGAGCCGGCCGGAAAGCAGCGUGGACCUGCGCGGGGCGGCCCUGGCUAACGGGCGCCACCUGUCCAGCCGCCGCAACGUCCUGCACAUCCGGACGGUCCCCGGCCAUGAGUUCCUGCUGCAGUCGGACGAGGAGCCCGAGCUGCGAGCCUGGCAUCGCGCGCUGCGGGCAGUCAUCGAGCGUCUGGAUCGGGAGAACCCCCUAGAGUUGCGUCUGUCCGGCUCGGGACCCGCAGAGCUGGCAGAGCUGAGCGCUGGUGAGGAUGACGAGUUGGAGUCAGAGCCGGUGUCCAAGCCACUGCUAAGGCUUAGCAGCCGCAGGAUUUCCAGUCGGGGUGCCGAGGGCACUGAGCAGAAAAACCGCGUGCGGAACAAGUUAAAGCGGCUGAUCGCCAAGAGACCAACCUUGCAGAGCCUUCAGGAGCGGGGCCUGCUCCGAGACCAAGUGUUCGGUUGCCAGUUGGAAUCGCUGUGCCAAAGGGAAGGGGACACCGUGCCCAGCUUUGUCCGGCUCUGUGUUGAGGCUGUGGAUAAAAAAGGUCUGGAUGUGGACGGCAUUUACCGUGUGAGCGGGAACCUGGCAGUGGUCCAGAAACUGCGCUUCCUGGUAGACAGAGAACGGGCAGUCACCUCUGAUGGGAGAUACAUGUUUCCAGAACAGCCGGGACAAGAAGGCAAAUUAGAUUUAGACAGUGCGGAAUGGGAUGACAUUCAUGUGAUCACUGGGGCCUUGAAGCUUUUUUUACGGGAGCUGCCAGAGCCUCUGAUGCCUCCACCAUUGCUGCCUCAUUUUCGUGAUGCCCUCGAACUUUCUGAGCCAGAUCAGUGCCUCUCUGAAAUAAAAAAACUAGUGGACUUGUUACCGAAGCCCAACCGUGACACACUGCAGUACAUCCUGGAGCAUUUAUGCAGGGUGAUCGCACACUCAGAUAAGAACCGAAUGACCGCCCACAACCUGGGAAUUGUGUUUGGACCAACGCUGUUCCGCCCUGAGCAAGAGCCCUCUGACAUGACAGCCCACGUAUUCUACCCUGGGCAAUUGAUCCAGCUGAUGGUCAACAACUUUGCAAGCCUCUUCACCUGACUCGGGCAGGGAGGAGGAAGACAUGGCCAUUUGUCAGCUGGUCUUUGGAGAGGACAUCCCGGAAGCUCUCUCCCGGAGGCUGCUCUUCCACUGGGCUGUCAGAUGUGGGAGAAGAGGAAGGUGUGUGAGCCCCACUUCCAGUCUCCCCAAGAUGACACAUGGGGCUCUUACUCU
Molecule: messenger RNA, 2488 nt
Organism: Alexandromys fortis (reed vole)
Lineage: Eukaryota; Metazoa; Chordata; Mammalia; Rodentia; Cricetidae
Gene: Arhgap9
Product: Rho GTPase activating protein 9
Exons: 15
Coding region: 899-2314 (471 amino acids)
Biological process (GO): regulation of GTPase activity; signal transduction
Cellular component (GO): cytoplasm
Molecular function (GO): protein binding
Source: RefSeq, a predicted model, not a curated record